Messenger RNA from Pogona vitticeps (central bearded dragon), 2048 nucleotides. Its product is annotated as cholinesterase. Gene Ontology annotation, biological process: choline metabolic process; acetylcholine catabolic process. NCBI's taxonomy places the organism in Eukaryota, Metazoa, Chordata, Lepidosauria, Squamata, Agamidae. Gene Ontology annotation, molecular function: acetylcholinesterase activity. Gene Ontology annotation, cellular component: plasma membrane. The record is from RefSeq and is a predicted model, not a curated record.
UACUCUCAACCUGACUGCUAUUUAAGGUGCUGCUUGGAAGUUCAACACUUAACUAUGAACUUUGCCUCUUUGGACUGAGCUGUUUGGUACCUUUACAAAAGUCUAUCAAGCAGCUGCUGCCAUGCUUGGCACUCCCUCUUCCUUCUUGUGCUUCCUCUUCCUCCUCAUCCUCCUGUUUUCAACACCCUCCAGUUCAGCGCCUCCAGAUGACACAGUAGUGAUGACCAGCAGUGGUCCUAUUAAGGGCAAGCAUCUCGCAGCAGGGUCAGGAUCUGUGACGGCCUAUCUGGGCAUCCCUUAUGCUGAACCACCACUGGGGAAACUACGCUUCCAGAAGCCUCUUCCACAUAAGCCAUGGAGUCAGACUUUGGAGGCCACCAGCUUUGGCAACUCCUGCCCCCAGUAUCUUUUUUUGGAUUUCCCUGAUGCAGCCGUGUGGCUUCCUCAAACGCCACUGUCAGAAGAUUGUCUCUUUCUCAAUGUCUGGGUGCCUCGUCCUCGUCCUUCUUCACCGGCCCCUAUCCUUUUCUGGAUACAUGGAGGAGGAGGAUUUUUAAUAGGCUCAGCUUCUGUGGGAUUGUAUAAUGGGGCAUCCUUAGCUGCAACCGAGAAUGUCAUUGUGGUCUCCAUCAACUACCGACUGGGAGCUCUAGGCUUCCUUUCUCUACCACCAGCUUCCCCAGGAAACAUGGGCCUGUGGGACCAACACUUGGCCCUGAGAUGGAUCCGAGAAAACGCAGCUGCCUUUGGGGGAGAUCCUAAUCAGGUGACCAUUUUGGGACAGAAUUCUGGAGCUGUUUCGGUGGGUUUGCACCUUCUUUCCCCCCACAGCGGGCCUCUUUUUGCCCGCGCUGUGCUCCAGAGCGGAGCUGCCAAUGUCGCCUGGGCUUGGAUGAAUCCUGAGAAGGCAAAGCAGAAAGCGCUGGUGAUUAGCCAACGGCUAGGUUGUGCGGAAGGCAAUGAACAUGCCGUGGUGAGGUGCCUGCAGGAAAAGGACGCAGCGGACUUCACUCAACAUGAGCUAUCCAUGGUUCUAGAAAGCAAGUUUAUUCUGGAUCUCCCCUUUUUACCAACAACAGAUGGAGAGUUUCUUACGGAUGAUCCGGAAAAGCUUCUGGGGAGUGGACACAUUCAAGUUAAGCCAACUCUGAUCGGUGUCACCUCUGAUGAAGCAUCAACUUUUCUGCCAUAUCUUUUCCCUAACACUACCGACGGCCUCAUUACUUGGGAUCAACUUCUGAAGGGAAUCAGGAUGACGUUGCAGAGGGCAACUGAAGAAGAUAUUGAGGCCGUGGCACAGAAGUACAGCGAAGGAGACCCUGGUCCAGCACGAUAUCGUUCGGCCCUGUCCCGGGCUAUUUUAGAUUAUUCUUUCCUAUGUCCAGUAGCUGAAUUUGCUGCAAAGAGUCAAGAAUCGGGGAGUCCUGUGUAUGUUUACUCCUUCGCCCAUCACACAUCUGGUUCUGUUUUUCCUGAGUGGAUCGGGGCACCCCACGGGGCUGAGCUCCCAUACGUGUUUGGAACCCUUGAGUCAGCCGUAGGGGUCAACCAAACAUACACGGAAGCUGAAGCUGCACUGAGCCGUAGGAUGAUGCGGUACUGGGCAGAGUUCUCCAGGAGUGGGAAACCCACAGGCUCAGGGGCAAAGGAGAAAGAGUGGCCCCUUUACGAUGCCACAGAACAGAACUUCUUCCGUCUAACCACGGACUCUCCCCAGGCUACACAAAUCUCACUAACUCAAAAAUGUGGUUUCUUGAAAACACAUUCUCUGAAGCCAGACAAGUCAGAGGAGGAACAUGGAAGGAGAGAAUCUAGCGCUCAGUAACAGGAGCCGGGAACCUCCAUACAAGAUGCUGAUAUCUUCAUAUCCCUCAAGAAAACGGACAUUUUCAAGAAAUCAUGGGAAAAAUAACAAGCUGUUUUUAACUGUUUUAUGUCAGUAAUAAGCAUCCACAGCCAGCACAGCUGAGGGUCAUCUUUCACUGUAUACGUUGUUAUCACUUGGCGAAUGGCAAUGAGUUUAUAAACGUAGCUGGGAUUUUCUUUCA